ACUGACGCGCACGACGUCUCUCCUCUAUUGUUAUUGUGGCGUGCGCGAGGGGAACAGACAGGAUGCACGAGGAGACAGUAGGGCUGAUAAAAGGAUAAAACAACCGAGAAACAUCAAGCUAGCGCUGUACAACGUAUGAGAAAUUAACAGCAGCUCGUUACGUUACAGGAAUGUAUUAAACAUUCGCCCUGUAAACGCAGAGCAACACAUAGGUAAUACAAAGGAGUAUUACCACAGAUAGCAGCUCUAGUCAACACAUACAAUAGGAACAGCUAUCCGAGUACAACAGCGAUCUUUCUGUCCAACUUCUUCUCCUCACUCUGGCUGAUGUGGACUGAUUCAGAGCUGGGACAUCAUGAUGCCAGUGAACUUUCUGGUCAUUCAUUGGCUGACCAACUUAAUACCAGCAGCAUCAUGUCAGUGAACCCUCCAAGCAGCAAUGACGCCUGCCUCAGCAUCGUCCACAGCUUAAUGUGCCACCGGCAGGGCGGAGAGAAUGAGGGCUUUGCCAAGCGGGCCAUUGAGAGCCUGGUGAAAAAGCUGAAGGAGAAGAAGGACGAGCUGGACUCGCUCAUCACUGCCAUCACCACCAAUGGUGUCCAUCCCAGCAAGUGUGUCACCAUCCAGAGGACGCUGGACGGACGGCUGCAGGUGGCAGGAAGGAAAGGUUUUCCUCACGUCAUUUAUGCACGGCUGUGGCGCUGGCCUGACCUCCACAAAAAUGAACUCAAGCAUGUCAAGUUCUGCCAAUACGCCUUUGACCUGAAGUACGACAAUGUAUGUGUCAACCCCUACCAUUAUGAGAGGGUGGUGUCACCCGGCAUCGUUGGUCUCAGCCUUCAAAAUACAGCAGCACCAGGUGGCCUGAUCAAAGAGGAAUACAUUCAUGACUGUAUACAGAUGGAACUCCCACCUGGCAUGCCUCUGUCUGAUCACCAAGCGGCCCUGAAACUUCCUCCUCCAGACCACUAUGGCCAGCCCUUGCCUCCCCCACAGUUGUCCUCUGAGCCCCAUGGACCCCCACCUGUCACCAGAUACACUAACCUGCCUGUCUCACCCAAAGUGUCUGGCUCCAGCUCUUUGCUACCCCUGCAGGGCGGUCACGGUGACGGCCGUCUCCAAACUGCAUCUCCACAAGCUCAAAUUAUGACCCCGGCAACACGGCCUCCGACCCCAACCCAACCCCUUCCUCAGCAACAGGCUGCCCAGCAACCCUCACAACCCCCCCACCCACAACAACCCUCCAUACCUCCUUCUCACUCGCAUGGACAGAACGGAUACAGCAGCAAUAAACACUCUCAGAGCCAGGCUGCCUUCCACACAGUUUGGACAGGCAGCAGCACAGCCUCCUACACUCCCAUUGGACCGCAGCAGAACGGCCGUGGUCACCAACAACCUCCCCUCCAUCAUCCAAACCACCACUGGUCUCAGCAUCAUGGCUCAACUUCUUUCCCUCCUUCUGUGUCCAACCAUCCAGGACCAGAGUUUUGGUGCUCUAUCUCCUACUUUGAAAUGGACGUUCAGGUGGGUGAGAUGUUCAAGGUGCCCUCCAGCUGCCCUGUAGUAACCGUGGAUGGCUACGUUGACCCGUCAGGUGGCGAUCGCUUUUGCCUGGGCCAGCUGAGUAAUGUCCACCGCACAGAUGCAAGUGAGAGAGCCAGGUUGCACAUAGGUAAGGGUGUGCAGCUGGAGUGUCGUGGUGAGGGCGAUGUGUGGAUGCGCUGUAUGAGCGACCACGCUGUGUUUGUACAGAGCUACUACCUCGACAGGGAGGCAGGCCGAGCACCAGGUGAUGCUGUGCACAAGAUCUAUCCUGGAGCCUACAUCAAGGUGUUUGACCUGCGACAGUGCCACAGACAGAUGCAGCAGCAGGCAGCGACCGCUCAGGCUGCUGCUGCUGCACAGGCAGCUGCUGUGGCAGGAAAUAUUCCAGGUCCAGGCAGCGUCGGAGGCAUUGCACCUGCAGUUAGUCUGUCUGCAGCGGCUGGGAUCGGUGUGGAUGACCUGAGGCGUCUGUGCAUCCUGCGGCUCAGCUUCGUGAAGGGCUGGGGGCCCGACUACCCCCGGCAGAGCAUCAAACACACGCCCUGCUGGGUGGAGGUCCACUUGCACCGCGCUCUGCAGCUUCUGGAUGAGGUGUUGCACACUAUGCCAUUGGCAGAUCCAGGGCCUGCUAACUAAGGACCAAGACCAUGUUGAAAUUCCAAUCUGGAUUCUAUGAAUGUGUGCAGACAGACAGACAUGUUGCCAAAUAUGCUAUAUAAUUAAUACACAAAGCAAAUCAAUGAAAAAUACACAGGAAACAACAGAUCAUGCUUGUAACAAUCAAUGCACACACACACACACACACACACACACACACACACACACACACACACUACAACCAAAAUGUCUGUAGCCAAACAGACAUCAAAGUGCUGAUGUUUUUCCUAAUGCUUUAAUCUAAAGUCCAGGACAAGGGAGUCGGAGCUCUGAAGGUAAAUAUUCUGAUCAACUUGUCUCUGACUGAAAGACGUUUGUAUGCACUGCAGAAAUCCAGGGAUGUGUUUCAGAAAUCCAGUUCCCCUAUAUGCAAUUUGGAUUUCUAAUUGUAGGUGCACAUUCAUUCACACACACAGACAUGUAAAAAGUUAUACAGGAGUGAAAAACACUCACACAGUGAAAAAGAACUGCAACUGGAAAAUGCUGUUAGUAAAUUCAAACAGCAUUACAGUUCUCUUUAUGUCUUAUCAAAAACAGAACUGAUGUAGAAGUGUGAAUUAAGGAAAGCAGUGUUAUGUCAUCUCUGUGCUUGUACUGUGCUGUGCUCUUCACUGUACGUUGAUUGAAACUCAAACUGUUAGCAUUGAUAUCUGGUUAGCCCUGCUAUUACGCUCAGCUCAAGUUAUUUUAUUUUUGUACCAAAAGACUAAAAAGCCAAAAAUAUUGA
Perca flavescens (yellow perch) is the source of this 2929-nucleotide messenger RNA. RefSeq names its product SMAD family member 10a (gene smad10a). NCBI's taxonomy places the organism in Eukaryota, Metazoa, Chordata, Actinopteri, Perciformes, Percidae. The coding region runs from base 328 to 2181 and encodes 617 amino acids. Gene Ontology annotation, biological process: anatomical structure morphogenesis; cell differentiation; SMAD protein signal transduction. The record is from RefSeq and is a predicted model, not a curated record. Gene Ontology annotation, cellular component: heteromeric SMAD protein complex. Gene Ontology annotation, molecular function: RNA polymerase II cis-regulatory region sequence-specific DNA binding; I-SMAD binding; DNA-binding transcription factor activity, RNA polymerase II-specific. The transcript has 13 exons.